Messenger RNA from Panicum virgatum (switchgrass), 1650 nucleotides. RefSeq lists its product as uncharacterized. Bases 53 to 1543 code for a protein of 496 amino acids. The record is from RefSeq and is a predicted model, not a curated record. Lineage: Eukaryota; Viridiplantae; Streptophyta; Magnoliopsida; Poales; Poaceae. The transcript has 2 exons.
AGUAACAAAGUCUGAAGCCCGUGGAUCAAUCCAGUUCUCAGGGAAGGACAAGAUGGAGCUUCUUGACUUCUCAGGAAACAUUUGCUACUACAAGAGUAGGUUAUCGGUGGAAAGCAGCUGCAGCAACCUUGAGACUGUCAUCAUUGAGGGAUCUCCUUCACUAAAAGAGAUCUCCUUGAAAGGUUGUGCUAAAUUGAAGAGACUGCUCUUGAGCGAGUUGUUCCCGCAGCUCUGCAGCCUAGACAUCACUGGUACAGCAGUGAAAACACUAGAUCUCGGUGCAGUGACGGCCCCGGAGCUCGAUGAGCUCUUUCUACUUGAUUGUGGGGAGCUUCGUGCAAUCCUAUGGCCACCACCAAGUGAAAACAGGGGAAAAAGAUACCCGAGUAAGCUGCACAUUGAGACAACCCAAAAUGAUAAGGAGAGCACUGCUGCAGAUGGUACAGGAAGAUCACCUACGGGCCGUAGCAAUCAUUGGUACAUUUCUGUAAGAGAUGCAAGGCUCCUUGGGUCGCUUGAGCCGGUGAAAGACUAUUUUGGUCCCAACUUUGCUCAUGUGGAGGUAUCAGCCCUUGCAUCCCCUGGCACUGCUGGUAGCAAAGAUGUCGGAAUCAAGGGCAGCAGCGGCCAGCAGCAGGUUUAUGUAACCCUCAAGGAAGCUGGCAUGCAGGAGGAGGAGGAGGAGGCUAAUGAUGGCGAGACAGAUGCUUCGGCAAGGAUCAUGUUCAGGUGCCCUCCUUCCCCACCCGUGCCAUCCCAAGGCUGCUACAUGCACAUCCAAGACUGGGUGGAGAGGACGAUUGUUGUGCCGGCAUUUGUAUAUGAUGGUGCUAAGAUCCUGCACAUUCAUGAUAGCUCGCUCCGCAGAAUCCAUGCGGCGCCAUCAGGCCCCGCACAGAAUGAGCUCGAGUGGUGCCGAGCCGAGCGGUGCCCUGCAUUGGAAUGUGUCCUUAGCAUGGGAUCACGAACAUUUAACAAGUUGAGGACAAUUUGGGGGUCACAUCUCUUCUAUGCGCGAUGCUUUGUGGAGGAAAAUAAUAUUAUCGGACGAAUCAGUAUUCGCAUAUUUGCUGGCCUGACAUUGUUGCACCUCUACUGCUGCCCCAGGCUAGAAUAUGCUCUCCCAUUGCGAGGAUACACAGUAUCCUUGGAAAAUCUGGAGACCCUCGAGAUCAUGUGGUGUGGUGAUCUAAUUUCGGUCUUCGACCAAGAAUCCCGACCACAACAUCGACCUAUAAUGCUUAAUUUGUUUAAGCUUCCCAAGCUGAAGCACAUCCACCUGCAUGAGCUCCCUAAGCUCUAUCACAUCUAUGGCGCCACCGUAGAUGCGCCCAAGCUCGAGACGGUCAAGAUCAGAGGCUGCUGGAACCUCAGCAGCCUGCCCGUUGUUACAGGAGAGGAGAAAGGGGUGGUCUGCGAUUGUGAGAAGGAAUGGUGGGAAAGGCUACAGCAGGUCUCAGAGAGCCGCCAGACCAUCCAUUACAAGCCGAUCCACCCGCAGUACUACAAGAAAACCAUGCUCAGGGGCUCCGCCCUUAGGUAAUUUGACCAAUAAUCAACCCUUUCCACUCCACCCUGGAUCGGAGCUUGUGAUGUUGCUCGUCGUCCUUAUUAGCUGUUGGUGUAUCUACCUGUCAUCUCGUUUGCUCA